Messenger RNA from Cannabis sativa, 2472 nucleotides. Its product is annotated as LEAF RUST 10 DISEASE-RESISTANCE LOCUS RECEPTOR-LIKE PROTEIN KINASE-like 1.5. The record is from RefSeq and is a predicted model, not a curated record. Gene Ontology annotation, biological process: protein phosphorylation. Gene Ontology annotation, molecular function: ATP binding; protein kinase activity. The transcript has a single exon. NCBI's taxonomy places the organism in Eukaryota, Viridiplantae, Streptophyta, Magnoliopsida, Rosales, Cannabaceae. Bases 375 to 2345 code for a protein of 656 amino acids.
UUUAACUAUUUUCUUACCCUUUAUGUACUGUGUCGAAUCUAAGCCAUUGAAUUCUAAAAAUUGCUCAUUUUAUAACAUCGAAGGGUCAAUAUUCUUUAGAGGUUUUGAAAACCUCAAACAGGUUUUACAUAAAAAGCCUUCAUUAUUAUUGAAAUUUUUUAGAUGUAAAUUUUUGUCACGUCAUUCUAGAGACAAAUUCGUGAUAAUUUGUCAUGAUACAGAGCACUGCUCUUUCCUUUAUGUCUCGUUCGCUCGCUCUUCGAUGCGCAACUCCAGGAAGCUAAAGGCACGUAAUCUCAGUUUGGAGCCUCCAUUUUUCAGAUUUAGUCCAUGGGUUCUCUACUGUCUUCUACUAUUUCACUUUGAGUUAUGAGAUGACAAUAACGAAGACGCAUUGUCGUUUCACACAUAUGCCUCUCGCCGUUGCCCCCAUUGUUGCCCUCCUACUUUGCUUUUCUCUACCUCUUGUUUAUUCUUCUAUAGAGGCUUGUUCUUCGAAAUCUGAGCCCUUUAGAUCUCCAUCUCUGUGCCCUCCGUUCACUUCAACUCCUACGUUCCCGUUCUCUUCCUCACCUGGUUGUGGCCACCCUUUUUUCCAAGUCAAAUGUUCAACUCCUCACUCUCUCAUAUCAAUCAAUCACCUUUCAUUUUCAGUCCUCCGCUACGAACCCAAUUCCUCUUCUCUUCUUCUCUCCCCUCUUCCCCUCAUUAACUCAACUGGGCGAUCUUCUGAAUCUUCUGCAAAUAAUUGCUCAUCUUUUCUUCAAUUUCUCUCGAUCCCGAACCGAUCCAUUAAUCUUUCCGGGUCGCCGUUUCGGGUUUCUGACGUUUCUUGUUCUAGGCUUUCCUUCCUUAGGCCUUGCGCCGGUCCUGUUCUCCCAAACUGCAGCCAUUGUCCUUGGGAAUGCAAGCUCAUUAAAAACCCAGCACGGCUUCUGCACGACUGUGGAUCGGUUCACCAUCGAGUUUCUCAACAAGGUUGCCACAGUGAUGUUUUAGGGUAUCUUGACAAUAUUUUGAAAUUGGGGAUCGAGCUCGAGUGGGACGAAGUUCAAGAUGCUUACUUCUCACAUUGCAGAGAUUGUCGUGCCCAAAAUGGAGUGUGCGGAUUCAAUUCUUCGGACCCAAAUAAACAGUUUGUCUGUUUUCGAUCUCGAGGUCGGUUUUCGCCGCCAUGGAUUAGCGAAGACAACCCGAAUCGAAUAGCUAUUUUGAGCUCAGUUUUCGUUUUGUCUUGUGCUGUUCUUUUAACUCUGAUUGUUUUAGCGAUUUUCCGGUCCAAACGGCUCAAGUCCUCGGAAACUUGGGAAGACCCGACGACCCACUUCCUUCAUCGCCAUCGCUCAGCUAGUCUUCUUCCGCUGGUUUUCACCUUCGAAGAACUCGAAGCCUCGACCAACCGGUUCGACCAAAAACGGAAAAUCGGCGAUGGCGGGUUCGGUUCCGUCUAUCUCGGUCAGCUCUGCGACUCUCGCAUCGUGGCUGUCAAAUACCUUCACAACCAAAUCGCUUCUGCAGGCAGAGCCUUCUCCAACAAGUCCUUCUGUAACGAAAUACUGAUCCCUUCUUCCAUUGAUCACCCGAAUCUGGUAAAGCUCCAUGGCUACUGCAGCGACCCAAGAGGACUUCUUCUGGUUUAUGAUUAUGUCCCAAACGGAACUCUUUCUGACCACCUCCAUGGUCCGAAAAGCUUGUACCAGAAAGGAUCUUUGACAUGGCAGGUAAGGAUCGACAUAGCUCUGCAAACUGCUUUGGCUAUGGAGUAUCUGCACUUCUCAGUUGUACCGCCAGUUGUUCACAGAGACAUUACGUCAACAAAUAUAUUUGUAGAGAAAGAUAUGAGGAUCAAGGUUGGUGAUUUUGGGCUGUCAAGGCUUCUGGUACUUCCAGAAAACUCUUCCUCGUCAGCUGGGUUUGUCUGGACUGGCCCCCAGGGGACUCCCGGUUACUUGGACCCGGAUUAUCACCGGUCUUUCCGAUUGACAGAGAAGAGUGACGUGUACAGCUUCGGCGUCAUCUUGUUGGAGCUGAUAACGGGUAUGAGAGCGGUCGAUCAGCGAAGGGAUAAGCGGGAAAUGGCCUUGGCGGAUUUGGUGGUAUCCAAGAUCCAUACGGGUCAGCUUCACCAGGUGGUUGAUCCGGUUUUAGCAAUGGAGGGCGACGCCGUUAACGGUGUCGAGGCUGUAGCUGAGCUGGCGUUCCGGUGCGUGGCGGCCGACAAAGACGACCGUCCCGAUUCGAAGGAGGUGGUAGAGGAACUUAGGCAGAUUAGGAGCCGCGCACGUGGGAUCCAACGAGGGACGAACUCGAAUGAUGCUGGUGAUGGUGACGUGGCAAAGGGUUGAUUUGAUUUUGAUUGGUGAGGUGGGUGAGAGGUCAAAUGCACGUGUGUAAGCAUUGACUGAUGACUGGAUAUUUGUGCCAGUAAAGUGUUUUUGAACUCCAUACAAUAUAUAUAGAAAGUUUCCAAUA